AUGAAACAUCUCGAAGUUUGUCAAAAAUACUCCACAGUGUGUCAUAUUUUCUACUCUCUUCGUGGUGUAUCUUCUGGUAAUGAAACACUGCGUCCCAUGCUUGAUAUAUUACAUCAAGGAACAAACCCUAGUUACUUAUACACAAAUUACACUUUUCCGGGCGAGGUACUUUUAAGAUUGACAAUUUUCACAAAUGCCUUAAUCGUCAGAAUGCAGACAAUCAAACAAGCGGCCAAAUGACAAACUGGCCACUGUAAAACGCGUCAUUUUGCUGGCCAAACUGGAAAUGUGUAGGCUGAAAAUGCAUUGACCACCUUGAUUCUGGUUGGCUGGAGAAGUGUCAAACAACUCUCCUUGGGCAGUGAGGACAAUGAGAUCCUGAGGAUACCAUCUUGAUGCCAGGGUUGGCGCGAAUUUUUGAGUUUUAACUUGCUCACUUUGUAGUUCUGUAGCGAACAUUUGGCGUUUGGUGAUUAUAUUUUAAAAUGGAAGAACUACCAAAUUUGCAAAACUUGGACUUAGACAACAGUCAACUGGAUGAUACUGAGCAAAAAUCUCUAGCAAAAACUCCAAGAGAGCAACUGAGUGGGGAGUAAAAAAGUUCCAGAUCUAAAAACAGUAAGUCCAAUGGACUUAAGUGAAAUUCCGCGAAAGUUCUUCGCUGAUGUGAAAACAGAGUAAGGGCAAGAUUAACUCCAUGUGCAUUGACUGGAAUUAGGGUUUCCAUUCAGUGAUCGCCAUCUAACCUGUGUUCCACUCACCCGAACUAUAAACAUUUUGCCAGCAAGAGAGGGAAUUCAUGUCUUGAUCUAGUGCCAACAAAAUGUUUGAAGCGAAGGCCAAGCUAUUUUCGAAAGAAACAAUGCGAAACCAAAAACAAAAAUCUCCUAUUCAGUCAGGAGACAUGCAAAAAUUGAAAUUAUUCUUCAUGGAAGGGCAGAACGCGGACAGCGUUUUGAAAGAGUUUCAUUGUGUUUUCAUUUUGCUUGCCAUUGAAGAGAGGGAUGGCAGGAGCUGAUGUCUCUGGUAUACAUUUCUUUUUAUUACACGAAUUUGUACGAUUUGCCUUGUGUAUUGUUAAUAAUGAUGAUCUCAUGAUUUUUGGCGGGCAUGUAGUUUAUUUGUGGCCCGAGUAGCAUCAUUUGUGCCCGAGUGAGGCAAGAGUGCAAAUGAUGCUACGAGGGACACAAAACUAUAUGCCGGCCAAAAGUCAUGUGAUUGUCCUAUUUACAGACAAACCAUCAAAUCUACUGGGAUCCUGCGAAACUCAUUUCUAUGUUUUUUACAGACUACUUUCAAUGAGUCACUUUAGAGAACUGGUUAGCACCCACACAAUCACAUUUCCAUCUAUGAAUGA
Molecule: messenger RNA, 1357 nt
Organism: Porites lobata
Lineage: Eukaryota; Metazoa; Cnidaria; Anthozoa; Scleractinia; Poritidae
Source: the annotation of a GenBank genome assembly